AUCCUAACUUAUCAUAUCAAUCAUAUCUACCCCUCCUGCAUCAGUGCCGCCUUCAUCACCACUUUCAUCACCACCUUCACCUCACCCCCUCCCUUCCACUACCGCCAAUAAGAAAAACAAAAGCAGAUAAACAAAAGGAAAAUGUCCGGAGACCCAGCGGACUCCAUAAACGAGUUCUUUUACUCCCUAAAAACCUACUCAUUCGUCGUCGCCGACGCAAUUGAUAAACAAGCCGAUUUGCUCGCCGGCACCAUCCGCGAUACCCUCUCGAAAUCGGAAUGGAUUCCAGAGUCCGCGCGUCCCACGCCUAGGCACGUGCCGGUCCCCGAGAGAAUGCUCAACGCGGUCGGCGCAGGAAGAAGGAGUGGAUGGUGGAAUCGGAAUAUGUGGACUGUUGCGAUGGUCGCGGUUGGGGUUGCAGCGACUGUGGGCGUUGCUGGGGCUAAGAAGGCGGGCAAUGGAGGGAGGAGGGAGGUUGUUGUGAUCGCUGGGGGGAGUCCACAUGAUCCGAUCUCCAGAAGUUUGGCUUUGGAUUUGGAGAGGAGGGGAUUUAUCGUCUAUGUUGUUGUUAAUAGCAUCGAGGAUGAACAUGUUGUUGCGAAUGAAGGGAGGAGUGAUAUUAAGCCGUUGAAUAUCGAUAUUCUUGAUACUGAGAAUGCUCAAACGGCUGUGGAAAAAUUCACUUCCCAUCUUUCUACUCCGACACAAGCCUUCCCAGGGGCUCACCCUCAUAACCUUAACCUCGCUGGUGUGAUCCUGGUCCCAGAUUUAACCUAUCCAACUGGUCCUGUAGAGACCAUCCCAAUAGACCUCUGGUCCGAUACUUUAAAUCUCAAGAUCCUCUCGACGGUCGUCACGGCAAAAUCAUUUCUCCGGGUCCUCUGUGACUUCCACUCCCGCCUUCUCUUACUAACUCCAAGCGUCAUAUCCCCCCUCUCCCCACCUUUCCAUGCUCCGGAGACGGUGACGGGAUUAGCUCUUGGCGGCCUCGCCACCUCCCUUCGUCGUGAACUAGCGCCACUAGGCGUCGACGUCUGCCACUUCAAACUCGGAACCUUCGAUUGUAGCGCAAUGAUGGCCCGCCAGCAACAAGACCGCAUCAACGCCGCCAGAGCAGAAAUCCUAUCCUGGGCUGCUCCUGCUCGCGUCGCUUAUGCGAGAAAUUACAUUGCGCUGUCUCAAAAGAGUGGGAAUAGCGGACCUGCCGGAAUCAAGGGAUCGAGUUUGAGGGAGUUGCAUCUCGCGGUGUUCGAUGCACUUACAGACGAGAAACCGAGGAGGGUUUGGAGGGUUGGGAGCGGGAGCAUGAUUUACGAAGUGCUUGGUAAGGUUAUGCCGGACGGGCUGGCUUCGUGGAUGCUUGGUUCCACAAGAACGAAUGGGAAUGGGGGAAAGAGGGAGGGGACGAUUAUGGGACUUGGUGGGGUCGGAAGUGCUAGUGGGAGUGCGGGAACGAGUGAGGGGAGUGUGGAAUGGGAGAGGGUUUGACAAUGGGAUGAAUUCGUGGGAUGAGCUCGGUGAGCAUAUGUGGGAGUACUCGAGUACGGAUAGGUUCCGUUGAAACAAUUCUCUGCUUGGUCUUUGUGUGGGGAGCUUUUUGCUUGCUUUCUGUGCUGAUAUGUAUGCUCUCUCUCUCUCUCUUUGGGGGUUGUCUAUUCUAAUUCGCCGCGGUGGUCUGAAAUCGCCUGAGAAUUGUUAUAUGGGCUUUUGGGGUUGGUUUCGUUUUUGUAAUGUAGUUUGUGAUUUUCCUAUUUUAUAUUAUAUUUGGAGCUCAAUUGCUUGUCAUUUUAACUAGUGGUGUGGCGGUAAAAACAUUAUCAAAGCCAAGCGCCGCGGGAAUGUCAAACUAGUUAGUUCUACUCAG
This is a messenger RNA of Tuber melanosporum (Perigord truffle), 1864 nucleotides long. RefSeq lists its product as uncharacterized. The coding region runs from base 142 to 1488 and encodes 448 amino acids. The transcript has 4 exons. The record is from RefSeq and is a predicted model, not a curated record. Lineage: Eukaryota; Fungi; Ascomycota; Pezizomycetes; Pezizales; Tuberaceae.